Molecule: messenger RNA, 1122 nt
Organism: Hibiscus syriacus
Lineage: Eukaryota; Viridiplantae; Streptophyta; Magnoliopsida; Malvales; Malvaceae
Product: dof zinc finger protein DOF5.4-like
Exons: 1
Coding region: 147-980 (277 amino acids)
Biological process (GO): regulation of DNA-templated transcription
Molecular function (GO): DNA binding; DNA-binding transcription factor activity
Source: RefSeq, a predicted model, not a curated record
CUCUUUCAUUCUACUGCGAAAAUUUUGCUGGAAUCUUUGUGUUCGUAUUAUUUCACGGAUUUAUCUCUGAUUUUCGGAUAAAUUUUUCUUUGAUUUUGUGUUAUUCUGCUUUUUUUUUAGUUUUGGAGCGGAAAUUGGUGCGAGUAAUGCAAGAAAUCAACUCGAUCGAAGGUGGCUGCAUAUUCGGCGGCAACGGCGGCGGUGGAGGAGGAGGAGGAGAUAGAAGGCUACGACUGCACCACCACCACCACAACCAAGCCCUCAAGUGUCCACGUUGCGACUCUCUCAACACAAAAUUCUGUUACUACAACAACUACAACCUCUCUCAGCCACGCCAUUUCUGCAAGGGCUGCCGUCGUUACUGGACUAAAGGCGGCGUCCUCCGUAACGUCCCUUUCGGCCGUGGUUGCUGCAAGGCCAAGCGCACGAAAAGCAAAACUUCAUCCGACGCCACCGCGGCUGCGGCCACUGCUAUGCCGCACCCGAAGCAGCAACAACACCGCGAUCGAGCUAAAGCGAAUUCGUGUUCUAGCAGCGAGAGUUCGAGUCUCACUGUAACAAAUUCUAACGUUGCGGUGACAAACAAAAACAGUUAUGCCGGUAGCGCAGCGGAGGCGGUGUCGGCAGUAACCUCUCGUGCGAACUUGAUAAGCUUGAGCGAGCCUAAGUUUCGCGGAAACCGUAACAAUUUAGGGUCCGGGACAGGAUUGCUGGAACAAGGAUCGGACUGUGGGAUAUUUUCGGGAAUUGGGAGUUUUACGAGCCUGAUUACAUUAUCAAACAAUGAAACGACGUCGUUCAGUUUCGACAAGGUAUUAAAUGGACAGUGGCGGCAGCAACAGCAGCAGCAGGUGGAAGAGCAAAAGAUGAUGAAUAUGGUAAGGGAAGAAAUCACCGGGGGAUUGCUUGAUCAGACGGUGCAGGUUGAGCUAUCAAAUAUGUCUAGUAGAUCAGAGAAUGGAUUUGGAGCGUUGGAUUGACAAGAGAAUGGAGAUCAAUCGUUGUUUGAUCUCCCUAGCGGUGUUGAUAAGACAUAUUGGAGUCAAUCUCAGUGGAUUGAUCAGGAUCACCCAACCCUCUUUCUCCCGUAAAUUAUCUUUCACUCUUCUUUCUUUUGUUUUC